AUGGUUUUUCAUCCAGCUCGAUUACAAAAUGCUACAUUAAAUGUUGUUGAUCGAACACAUAUUUCUACAAAACAUUUACCAGCUAAAUGGCAAUUAAAUGAUGAAUGGUACAAUUAUGGUAAGACCUAUUGGAAUGAUGUUCAUGUUUUGAUUACAAUUGAUGAAACAAGUUAUAUUGGAGGAGAAAAUGGUAAUAUUCAUCCAAUGAGUUGGUAUCGAGAAUUUGAUGGUGGUAGAUCAUUUUACACAGAAAUAAGUCAUACCGAUGUCACAUAUCAAGAUCCUAUGUAUCUUCAACAUUUACUUGGUGGUAUUCAAUAUGCUAUGGGAAUCGAUAGUAAUUAA
Messenger RNA from Adineta steineri, 345 nucleotides. The record is from the annotation of a GenBank genome assembly. Lineage: Eukaryota; Metazoa; Rotifera; Eurotatoria; Adinetida; Adinetidae.